AUGUCUUCGACUCAGGGCAAUGGGGAACACUGGAAGUCCCUGGAGUCGGUGGGCAUCAGCCGCAAAGAGCUGGCCAUGGCCGAAGCCCUGCAGAUGGAGUAUGAUGCACUGUCCCAGCUCCGGCACGACAAGGAGGAGAACAGAGCCAAGCAGAGCACAGACCCCACUCUCAUCAGCUGGGACGAGCCCGUCCUAGACUUCUACAGCAAGCCGUCGGGGAGGCAGAAGGACCUUAAGCUCUUACGCGGUCUUUCUGGCUCUGAUCCUACCCUCAAUUACAACUCGCUGUCCCCACAGGAAGGGUUAGCCAACCACUCUACCUCCCAGGGCUCCCAGCCUGGCCCAGAUCCCUGGCCCAAAGGCUCUCUGGCUGGAGACUAUCUCUAUAUUUUUGAUGGUUCAGAUGAAGGGCUUUCUUUGUCCCCAGGACCAGGAGAUAUAGAUGGCUCCUCCAAGAAACUGUCCCCACCUCCUUUGCCACCCCGAGUCUCUAUCUGGGACACCCCUCCCUUGCCUCCCAGAAAGGGGUCUCCCUCAUCCUCCAAGAUCUCCCAGCCCAAUGACGUCAACACUUUUUCUUCGGUCGAGCACCCUCCAGGCAAACUGCUAGGGCGUCGCAUCCUAGAAGAGGACGAGGAGCUGGGGGGUGGGGGUCCGGGACGCCUCCUGGGGCCUGUGGACUAUGACGGUAUCAAUGAUGCGAUUACACGGCUCAACCUGAAGUCAACCUACGAUGCAGAAAUGUUGCGUGACACCACCAGGGGCUGGAAGGAGGGCCGGGGGCCCCUGGACUUUGGCAAGGACACUCCCGGAAAACCCGUGGCCCGGAGCAAGACCAUGCCCCCUCAGGUGCCGCCCCGAACCUAUGCCUCCCGCUAUGCCAACCGAAAAAAUACGACACCUGGCAAGAACCGCCGGAUUUCCGCUGCUCCGGUGGGCUCCCGGCCCCAUGCUGUCACCAAUGGCCAUGAGUUGUUUGAGGUCUCAGAGGAGAGAGAUGAGGAAGUUGCUGCGUUUUGCCACAUGCUGGAUAUCCUUCGAUCUGGCUCUGACAUCCAAGACUACUCCCUCACCGGAUAUGUCUGGAGUGCUGUCACCCCCAGCCCCGAGCACCUUGGGGAUGAAGUCAACCUGAAGGUGACCGUGUUGUGUGACAGCCUACGGGAGCCACUCACUUUUACCUGCAACUGUUCUUCCACGGUAGACUUGCUCAUCCAUCAGACCCUGUGCUACACCCAUGACGAACUGAGAGAUGUGGACGUGGGGGACUUUGUGCUGAAGCCCUGUGGGCUGGAGGAGUUCCUGCAGAACAAGCAUGCCCUGGGCAGCCAUGAGUACAUUCAGUACUGCCGCAAGUUUGACAUCGACAUUCGACUACAGCUGAUGGAGCAGAAAGCUGUACGCAGUGACCUGGCCCGGACGGUGAAUGAUGACCAGAGCCCCUCCACCUUGAACUACCUCGUCCAUCUGCAAGAGAGGCCAGUCAAACAGACCAUCAGCAGGCAGGCCCUGAGUCUUCUGUUCGACACAUACCACAACGAAGUUGAUGCUUUCCUGCUGGCUGAUGGGGACUUCCCACUGAAGGCCGACAGGGUGGUCCAGUCCGUCAAGGCCAUCUGCAACGCCCUAGCCGCCGUAGAGACCCCUGAGAUCACCAACGCCCUCAACCAGCUGCCCCCCUGCCCCUCCCGCAUGCAGCCUAAAAUUCAGAAGGAUCCCAGUGUCUUGGCUGUGAGGGAAAACCGAGAGAAGGUCGUGGAAGCUCUAACAGCUGCCAUCUUGGAUCUGGUGGAGCUAUACUGCAGCACUUUCAAUGCCGACUUCCAGACAGCCGUGCCCGGGAGUCGCAAGCACGAUCUGGUCCAGGAGGCCUGCCACUUCACCGGGCCCCUGGCCUUCACCGUCUAUGCCACCCACCGCAUCCCCAUCACCUGGGCCACCAGGAUCUGCUUCCCUGUGCAGGUGAACCGGCUGCCUCGGGAGACCCUGCUGUGUGCCACGCUCUAUGCUCUGCCCAUCCCCCUGCCUGGGAGCUCCUCUGAGGCCAAUAAGCAGCGGCGUGUGCCCGAAGCCCUGGGCUGGGUCACUACCCCGCUCUUCAAUUUCAGGCAAGUCCUGACCUGUGGUCGGAAGCUUCUGGGCUUAUGGCCAGCAACACAGGAAAACCCCAGUGCCCGUUGGAGCGCGCCUAAUUUCCACCAGCCAGAUAGCGUCAUCCUGCAGAUUGACUUCCCCACCUCAGCCUUCGACAUCAAGUUCACCAGCCCCCCUGGAGACAAGUUCAGCCCCCGCUAUGAGUUUGGCAGCCUCCGAGAGGAAGACCAGCGUGUGCUUAAGAACAUCAUGCAGAAGGAGUCCUUGUACUGGCUCACUGAUGCUGACAAGAAGCGCCUGUGGGAGAAGCGAUACUAUUGCCACUCGGAGUGGACCCACAUGAACCACCAGGAUGCCCUGGGGCUCCUGCAUGCCACCUUCCCGGACCAGGAGGUGCGUCGUAUGGCCGUCCAGUGGAUCGGCUCACUGUCGGAUGCUGAACUCCUCGACUACUUGCCGCAGCUCGUGCAGGCCCUGAAGUAUGAGUGCUACCUGGACAGCCCCUUGGUGCGAUUCCUCCUGAAACGAGCCGUCUCGGACUUGAGAGUGACCCACUACUUCUUCUGGUUGCUGAAGGAUGGCCUCAAGGACUCUCAGUUCAGCAUCCGCUACCAAUAUCUGCUGGCAGCCUUGUUGUGCUGCUGUGGCAAGGGGCUGAGAGAGGAAUUUAACCGCCAGUGCUGGCUUGUCAACACCCUGGCUAAGCUGGCCCAGCAGGUCCGAGAGGCUGCCCCAUCUGCACGGCAGGGGAUCCUCCGCACGGGCCUGGAGGAGGUGAGGCAGUUCUUUGCCCUCAAUGGCUCCUGCCGCCUGCCACUCAGCCCUAGUCUGCUGGUUAAGGGCAUCGUGCCCAGGGACUGUUCCUACUUCAACUCCAACGCCGUCCCCCUCAAGCUCUCCUUCCAAAACGUGGAUCCCCUGGGUGAGAACAUCCGUGUCAUCUUCAAGUGCGGGGACGACCUUCGCCAGGACAUGCUAACCCUGCAGAUGAUUCGCAUCAUGAGCAAGAUCUGGGUCCAAGAGGGGCUGGAUAUGCGCAUGGUCAUUUUCCGCUGCUUCUCCACUGGCCGGGGGAGAGGGAUGGUGGAGAUGAUCCCCAAUGCUGAGACGCUGCGCAAGAUCCAGGUGGAGCACGGGGUGACCGGUUCCUUCAAGGACCGGCCCCUGGCAGACUGGCUGCAGAAACACAACCCCGGGGAGGACGAGUAUGAGAAGGCUGUGGAGAACUUCAUCUACUCCUGUGCUGGCUGCUGCGUGGCCACGUACGUCUUGGGCAUCUGUGACCGGCACAAUGACAAUAUCAUGCUGAAGACCACGGGCCACAUGUUCCACAUAGAUUUUGGCCGCUUCCUGGGCCAUGCACAGAUGUUUGGCAACAUCAAGCGGGACCGUGCCCCCUUUGUCUUCACCUCGGAUAUGGCGUAUGUCAUCAACGGGGGUGACAAGCCUUCCAGCCGCUUCCAUGAUUUUGUUGACCUUUGCUGCCAAGCCUACAACCUCAUUCGCAAGCACACCCACCUCUUCCUCAACCUUCUGGGCCUGAUGUUGUCCUGUGGGAUCCCCGAGCUCUCAGACCUGGAGGACCUCAAAUAUGUGUAUGAUGCUCUGAGGCCUCAGGACACAGAGGCCAAUGCUACUACCUACUUCACUAGGUUGAUUGAGUCCAGCCUGGGCAGUGUAGCCACAAAGCUCAAUUUCUUCAUCCAUAAUCUGGCUCAGAUGAAAUUCACAGGCUCAGACGACCGGCUGACCCUUUCCUUUGCCCCCCGAACACACACGCUCAAGAGCUCUGGCCGCAUCAGUGAUGUCUUCCUCUGCCGCCACGAGAAGAUUUUCCACCCCAACAAGGGCUACGUUUAUGUGGUGAAGGUGAUGCGAGAGAAUGCUCACGAGGCCACUUACAUCCAACGGACGUUUGAAGAGUUCCAGGAAUUACACAAUAAGCUGCGGCUGCUCUUCCCUUCUUCCCUUUUGCCCAGAACAACUUCCAAGUCGCUGCCGUCGCCGCGGGAGGGCUCUAUCUAUGGUGGAGAGGCCUCGGGCGGACUAGGACGCCUUCUUCCCGCCAGGAUGAAUGUCGUCUCGGCCGCUACGUCCUGCGCCUGCCGUUCCGGACUGUGGUCUGCCGCCCGCGGCGGAAGCCGCUUCCCGCUGUGGUUCUUCUGCUGGCCCGGGGAUCGGCCUGGGGCCCCGACUCCGGCCAAGACUGUUUAG
Messenger RNA from Puma concolor (puma), 4308 nucleotides. The record is from RefSeq and is a predicted model, not a curated record. NCBI's taxonomy places the organism in Eukaryota, Metazoa, Chordata, Mammalia, Carnivora, Felidae.